Molecule: messenger RNA, 1013 nt
Organism: Leptidea sinapis
Lineage: Eukaryota; Metazoa; Arthropoda; Insecta; Lepidoptera; Pieridae
Gene: RFeSP
Product: cytochrome b-c1 complex subunit Rieske, mitochondrial
Exons: 4
Coding region: 100-915 (271 amino acids)
Biological process (GO): mitochondrial electron transport, ubiquinol to cytochrome c
Cellular component (GO): membrane
Molecular function (GO): 2 iron, 2 sulfur cluster binding; quinol-cytochrome-c reductase activity
Source: RefSeq, a predicted model, not a curated record
ACUUUUGAGCCUUCAGAGUUCAGCCUUGAGAGUUGACGAUUGUUGGUGAUUGAGCAGGCAAUUUAAUUUAGGGAAAUUUGUUAAAAGGGAGUAGCGGCGAUGACUUCAGUUGUACGAGCUGGCCACUUAGCCCCUUUUUUCAAGGCUAGUUCAAAUGUAUUAACAAAUGGACUGAAACCCGCAGUGGCCGUAGCUGUUUCAUCAGACAAAGUGGUGGCGCAGCCCUUGCCUCACAUUUCGACUGUUCAGUCACUUCAUGGGUCCUUACCGAUCCAGGGAUUAAAAGUGAGACAGAGUAAUAAAUUAUCGACUCAAGUUCGAUUCGCGCACUCCGACAUUGCAGUGCCCGACUUCUCUGCCUACCGACGUAAGGAGACUCUAGACCCGACAUCUAGGUCUAAAGAUAAUGUUGACGCACGACACUCUUUUACUUACCUUAUAGCAGGAGCGGGCACGGUGGCGGGCGCGUACGCCGCCAAGACGGUGGUGACGCAGUUUGUGACGUCCAUGGCGGCGGCGGCCGACGUGCUGGCGCUGGCCAAGAUCGAGAUCAAGCUGGACGAGAUCCCCGAGGGCAAGUCUGUCACCUUCAAAUGGCGGGGCAAGCCUCUGUUCAUCCGACACAGGACGGCCAAGGAAAUCGCAGUGGAGAAGGCGGUGCCGCUGCAGGCGCUGCGCGACCCCGAGGCGGACGAGGCCCGCGCCACUCAGCCCGAGUGGCUCGUCGUGAUCGGAGUGUGCACACACCUGGGCUGCGUGCCCAUCGCCAACGCGGGGGACUUCGGCGGCUACUACUGCCCGUGCCACGGCUCGCACUACGACGCCUCGGGCCGCAUCCGCAAGGGACCGGCGCCGCUCAACCUCGAGGUGCCAGCGCACGUGUUCAAGGAGGACGGCAUCCUGGUGGUCGGCUGACUCACCUUCACCCGCCACCCGCCGUAGACAAAUUAUUUAUUGUUAUUAAGUGUACCCUGAACCCGAUAGAAUCGAUUAUCAAUAAAUUAUAAGAAUAA